Messenger RNA from Balaenoptera ricei (Rice's whale), 1813 nucleotides. RefSeq names its product multivesicular body subunit 12B (gene MVB12B). Gene Ontology annotation, biological process: virus maturation; regulation of epidermal growth factor receptor signaling pathway; viral budding. Gene Ontology annotation, cellular component: ESCRT I complex; late endosome. The record is from RefSeq and is a predicted model, not a curated record. Lineage: Eukaryota; Metazoa; Chordata; Mammalia; Artiodactyla; Balaenopteridae.
AUGGGAGAGCUGAGGAGGCUGCGGGUCCCUGGAAGAGGCCAACUUGGGGGAGGGGGAAUUGGGGCCCAGGCUCCGACAGGCCCGGGGCUCCCGUGGGUCUGGGCUGGGGCGGGGGCCGCCUGCGUACUCGGAGAGGCCAGGUCGGCGGCGCCGGGGCCCUGCCCGGGGCUAACGGGCCGGGCCGUGGGGAGGCGGGGUGCCGGGCAGGCGGCGGCGCGGGCUCCGGACGCGAGGGCUCCCGCUCCCUCCUCCCGCCCGAGCCAGCCUCGGGCGCCCGGCGCCUCCCACGGAGCCAGCGCCAGAGCCGGGAGGCCCCGGCCCGCCGCCGCGGCCCGCGGAAGGAGCCGCCGCUGUUGUUGCUGCCGCCGCCGCCGCCAGGCCGCGCCCCGCCCCUGCUGCUGCCGCUCCCCGGUGAGGCUCGCGCUCGACCUGCGGCGCCGGCCCCGCCGCCUGGGCCCCGGGCCCGGCCCCUUCCGCGCCGCCCGGGCGAUGAGAAGCUGCUUCUGCGUGAGACGGAGCCGGGACCCGCCGCCGCCGCAGCCGCCGCCGCCACCGCCGCCCCAGCGGGGAACAGAGCAAUCCGCCAUGCCUGAAGUCAAAGACCUUUCAGAAGCCUUGCCAGAGACGUCAAUGGAUCCCAUCACGGGAGUGGGGGUGGUGGCUUCUCGGAACCGAGCCCCGACAGGCUACGACGUAGUUGCACAGACAGCAGAUGGUGUGGAUGCUGACCUCUGGAAAGACGGCUUAUUUAAAUCCAAGGUUACCAGAUACCUAUGCUUCACAAGAUCAUUUUCCAAAGAAAAUAGCCAUUUAGGGAACGUGUUAGUGGACAUGAAGCUCAUCGACAUCAAGGACACUCUGCCUGUCGGCUUCAUCCCGAUUCAGGAGACGGUGGACACACAGGAAGUGGCUUUUAGGAAGAAGAGGCUGUGCAUUAAAUUCAUCCCACGGGAUUCAACCGAAGCUGCCAUUUGUGACAUUCGGAUCAUGGGCCGGACCAAGCAGGCCCCUCCUCAGUACACGUUCAUUGGGGAGUUGAACAGCAUGGGGAUCUGGUAUCGAAUGGGCAGAGUACCAAGAAAUCACGACUCAUCUCAACCCACGACGCCUUCCCAGUCAUCAGCUGCUUCCACCCCAGCCCCCAACCUUCCCAGGCACAUCUCCCUCACGCUCCCUGCUACCUUCCGAGGCAGGAACAGCGCUCGGGCUGACUACGAGUACCAGCACUCCAGUCUGUAUGCCAUCUCAGCAAUGGAUGGUGUGCCAUUUAUGAUUUCAGAGAAGUUUUCUUGCGUUCCAGAAAGUAUGCAGCCCUUUGAUCUCUUGGGAAUCACCAUCAAAUCUCUGGCAGAAAUUGAAAAAGAGUACGAGUACAGCUUCCGCACGGAGCAGAGCGCUGCCGCCCGGCUCCCGCCCAGCCCCACCCGGUGCCAGCAGAUCCCCCAGUCCUGAGGGGCCGCCUGCGGGGAGAAGAUGCAUUGCCCAGACUACUGAGCGCCCCCUCGCCCGGUCCCUCCCGCCGCCCAUCCACACUGCCCCGGCUUGGCGCUUCUGGGAGACUCUGGGCAGCUGAGCUGUUACCUCCUCGGUCAUCGGCGUGCCUGACGUGACACCCCGCUCCCCUGGGGAUACUGUUCAUAAUCUCGACUAAUCUGUGUGUGCUGUAGUGACCAGUGGCUCCUACCAUGUCUGUGUGAUGACCAGUUGUCCUGCAAACAACCCUACCCACCACGGGAGUCACCCCGAGGGCCCUGGACAGUUGUUCUGGCCGCCCAGUGACGCCACCGGCUCCCUGCUCUCCGGACUGUCGCCA